AUGACAUCCAACCCAAUUUCCACCUGCUGCAUCAGCGGCUUCAAGCACGAAGGCACGCCUAGCGGCCGUCUUGAACCUUGGAUCGAAACACAGAACGGCCCCGUUGAAGCCUAUAUCAGCAAGCCACCUGCGAACAAAGACCUUAAACAUGGCCUGCUCUUCAUCCCCGACGUAAUUGGCCCCACUUCCCUCAACGCCCAGCUGCUAGCCGACACCUUCGCCUCACAAGGCUACACGGUCGUGAUUCCCGACCUCUUCCACGGCGACGCCAUCGCGAUGAACAACUUCGCCAACACCGACCUACCCAAAUGGCUGCAGGGCCACUACCACCCCUCGCACCUGCCACACACGCCCGAAACCGUCGACCCCAUUGUCGCCGGCUCCAUCGCCAAGAUGCGUGGCGCUGAUACAGGCCUCACGAAGCUGGGCGGGCUAGGCUACUGCUUUGGCGCGAAGUACGCCGUGCGCUUCCUGCGUGGAGACAAAUCGGACACGCGUCCGCAGGGCGAAAGUACCACUGCCCACCUCGACGCCGCCUUCAUCGCCCACCCUUCCUUCGUCGAAGAAUCCGAGCUCUCCCUUGUCGCCGCGCCCCUCAGCAUCGCGGCUGCGGAGACGGACGCCAUCUUCACGGCCGCGCACCGCCGGCGCUCUGAGGAGAUUCUGGCGCAAAGGGGGAUCGAAGAGGGGGUGGCGUGGCAGAUUAACUUGUAUGGUGGAGUCAGUCAUGGGUUUGCAGUUCGAGGGGAUAGGGAGGAUAGGAGGCAGAGGUGGGCGAUGGAGGGGGCGGCGAGGCAGGCGGGGGAGUGGUUUGAGGUUUGGUUGAGGUGA
Molecule: messenger RNA, 831 nt
Organism: Cyphellophora europaea CBS 101466
Lineage: Eukaryota; Fungi; Ascomycota; Eurotiomycetes; Chaetothyriales; Cyphellophoraceae
Exons: 2
Coding region: 1-831 (276 amino acids)
Molecular function (GO): hydrolase activity
Source: RefSeq, a predicted model, not a curated record